Trichoplusia ni (cabbage looper) is the source of this 1082-nucleotide messenger RNA. Its product is annotated as transcriptional adapter 1-like. The coding region runs from base 138 to 1052 and encodes 304 amino acids. The record is from RefSeq and is a predicted model, not a curated record. Gene Ontology annotation, biological process: regulation of transcription by RNA polymerase II. Lineage: Eukaryota; Metazoa; Arthropoda; Insecta; Lepidoptera; Noctuidae. Gene Ontology annotation, molecular function: transcription coactivator activity. Gene Ontology annotation, cellular component: SAGA complex. The transcript is spliced from 3 exons.
AAAAUAAUCAAUAAAAACCAGGUUCACCAGGUUGUAGGCGUUGUUGCUUAGAAAUCUUAAAAUCUCUUCUUUUCCUAGUUUUCCUCCGGUCGGAGGUAAACUAUAUAAUAAAUAAACUGAAAGAAUAAACACUUGCAAUGGCGUUAGAGCCCCUGAACGUGGCUAGACGUAAAUUAAACGAAGUGCUCGGUGAAAAAUCAACAAAAUAUUUCAGCCACAUGAAACAAUGGUUCCGAAUGAAGCUGACUAAAGAAGAGUUUGAUACUGAAGCUAGAAAACUUCUGUUUCCUGAACAAGUUCAUCACCAUAACGAGUUCUUAUUGGCCUUGUUGAAUAAAGUGGAAGGUUUAGCCGAAGCUUCAAUCAGUAUCGCUCAAGAGAAAGCCAGUACACAUAACAGGAACAGCCGGAAACACAAGAGGAGUUCCCGUACGUCGGAGAAGUCUAACUUCGAACCUGCGGACUUACUGGAGUACUUGCCGCCGAAUUCACCACCAGGCGCCGGUAGUGACGGUGUCAAAUAUGCUGCACAGGAGAUAUUCCUCCCAGACCACGCACUUGUUGUGGGCCGUUUCAUGCUAGCAGCUUGGGAACUCGGACUUGAAGGUGCUGAUGACGAUGCAGCUGAUGUCAUUGUAGUAGCAGUCCAACAUUUCCUCAAGAAUGUACUAACUGCUGUAUUAGCUCAAAGGAAAGGCUACAAGAUGCACAACAAACGCUUCAUGUACGAUAUUGGAGGUGACAUGCCAAAUAUGUGGCUACGUAACACUGCCAAGCUGUAUGAUCCACAAACUGAGGGACGAGUUAACGUUGAUGAGGGUAUGACGGACUUGCUCGGGCCACGUUGUCCACCCACCAUAGAUGAAAUGGAACAUGCUGCUGCAUUUGAAAUUGCAUGCAGUGAAACCAACAAUGAGCCCAAUAGUGAUGUACUGACAAUUGACGAGUUUUACAACACAUUACUCACACACAAGAACAUUAUAUCCUGUCAUUCCGUUUAUGCCAUCAAUAUGGAAAGAUUAGCCACCAUGCUAAACCAUCCUAGUGUCUAAGAGAACAUAAUAAAUGUUAAUGUUUACCUA